GAAAGGAUGUUGAAAGGAAGUGGCGACUGCAGAUAUUUUUUAGAAGUUGUGCUGGCGGAGGGUUCGCGUGGCGGGGGCGGCUAACGACGAUGACAUUAUUUUAUUUAUGCUGUGAUAGUGAAAUACCAACCAAAACACCAAUAACUACAACACCAAAAUCAAGAACAGCUACGAAAGAAAGCCCCCAAAAUCAAACGCAAUAUUAUCGCCGAGAGACCAAAGAACCAACUGAAAUUUAAUACGUUUAACGCGAUAAUGAAAUUAAACCAACCAAAAAAGCUUUAACCAGUAAAAAACAAAAAAAGAAAAAAAAAGUAAAGUAAAAACACCAAGCAAAUCGUUGCAACCCGUAUGAAUUAAUAUUAACUUAAUGCAUAGUGAAAACAGCACCAAUUAGCGCAUAACCUAUAAAAUAUUAGUCAAUAUGUUUAGCUAGUUCCAAUUUACAUAGAUAACAUUUAAUUAGUGGCUUCAAACAAAACACCAAAUCAAGUAGAACUAAAAGCAAAUAAGUAAAAAAAAAAAACCAAUACCUAGUUCAAUUGUACGGAACUCGAAACUAACGAAUAGCGAUUAGGGAAACUGGGUAACUGAUAAGGCUAGAGAAAACAUAAAGCUUAUUGCGAAUAUCGAAUAGAAAAUAAUAAUAGCAACAUUCCCCCAACCCGCGUCGCAAAAGCCUUCGAAAAGCGAAUUCAUUCAGAAAACGUGCCACACAACCGGACGACAGCGGCAGCAGCGUCAGCAGCGCAGCCGCCAAAAGCAGCGACGGGCAACGGUAAAUGUCAAAGUCAUAAAGAGAAAAUAACAGGAAAGAGAGAGUACUGGAGAGAAAGCCCCGAAAAGCUCAAAACAAAACUGACAAAUGUCAAAAACCUAAGGAGUGGACGUCUCAGGAUAAAAGUUUUUCAAAUACUUUGCUUCAAUCAAAUGCAAAAAAAAAGUCCUUGAACAAAUCCUUGAACAAUUUUGAAAAGUUUUGAAAAUAGGACUUAGCCUGUUCAGCUCACUAACACCAAGAAAAGUAUUUAAAUGUAAAAGUCAUAGAGGAUAGUCUGCAACCUAAGAAGCUCAGGAUAAAAGCUCAUAUAGAGCUUUUAGCCAGGACACAAGCCACAGGAUACAAUGGCUACCACAACAGUGGGAUCCUCGCAUCCUGAUGACGCCAGCAGCAUGAGUGACGACGUCUUCGAGGAUGCGGAAACCACGCAGGCCAGGAUCGAGGAGCUUCGCCGCCGGCCCUUUGGUGAUGGCUGCUAUAAUCCCCCCGCAGCACCCGCCUCCGUCUCGUCGGGAGCAACCACGAGGCAGCACCAUGACUACCACCAUCCGCACCACCACCACAGCCAGCAGAGCUUGACGGGCAGCCAUCACUACCACGAUGACUCCAUAAUGGCGCCCGUUCAGAGAUCCGCCACGGGAUAUCCCGGCUAUCGGCCCAAUCGGGAGGCGAUGCAGAUGUACGCUUAUGGAAAUGAAGACUACGAGGACGACUACGACGACGGAUGGCGAUCGUAUCGGUACGACGAGGUGGACAUGCACCAAGCCCCCGCCCAUCAGCAGCCCUUCGAUGACACGGUCAACCACAAGACUAUCCUGCUGGGCGACUCUGGAGUGGGCAAGACAUCCUUCCUGGUGAAAUACAACACGGGCGAGUUUCGGCUGGGCUCCUUUUCCGCUACAGUGGGCAUCGCUUUAACGGUCAUAAUGCUGGGCGAUUCGGGAGUGGGAAAGACGUCGCUUUUAAUACGAUUCCGCGACGGUCGCUACGUGCCGAGCUAUUUCCUCAGCACUGUCGGCAUUGAUUUUAGGAACAAAGUGGUUGUUGUCGAUGGCACGCGCGUCAAGCUACAGAUCUGGGAUACGGCCGGACAGGAGAGAUUCCGGAGUGUCACCCACGCCUACUACCGCGAUGCACACGCCCUGCUGCUGCUCUACGAUGUGACCAACAAAACCACCUAUGACAACAUACGGGCAUGGCUGGGCGAGAUCCGGGAAUAUGCGCAGGAGGACGUGGUCAUCGUUUUAAUAGGUAACAAGGCCGACUGCAGCGGCAGCGAGCGUCAGGUGAAGCGGGAGGACGGGGAGCGACUGGGCAGGGAGCACAACGUGCCCUUCAUGGAGACCUCGGCCAAGACGGGACUCAAUGUGGAGCUGGCCUUCACGGCGGUGGCCAGGCAACUGAAGAGUCGCGGCUACGAGCACGGCGAUGAUGGAAAAUUCAAUGUGCAUGAUUUUGUGCGUGACAAUACAAAGGCGCGCUCCGUUUGCGCCCAGUGCAGGAACAUGUAAUUUGCCACGUAGCAGCAGAAACCAACAAAAGUCAUAUCCUCCCGAUCCUGAGCACAAUAGACAACAAUAAACCGGACGGACAGAUCAAAGGACUGGGUGGCAAGGACUAAGGACUGGGGUGGUGAGAUAGCAGAGUCCAACUUCUGCAUUUAAUGAAACAACAAAAAAACCAAAUAGCAAGUCGCACAUGAGAAAAGUUGGCACCAAUUUUUUAAGACCCUAGUAAGAGAGAAAGAGGAUUUUGGUAUGGUUAGCGUUUUGUAUGUAAAUGGGAAUUUCGGGGCGGAACAAGAUGCGAUAUGUAUAAUUUUUUAGAGCGUCUGCCGUUGGCAUUGAGCAUAAAUAUUGAACAAUAUAUAUAUAUAUACAAGUAUCUAUAUACAACUGCAUAAAUUUACUUUAACAAGAGAGGAGCAAAGAAGGCGCGCAGCAAAAUCAUGAAACAUUGAGAUUUAUCCAGCACGCCGUUGGAUUUUGCCAAGGAAUCAAGGACCUUACCUCAGUGUACGAGGAAAUCUCAAAAAUCUCAAAAAGCACCCGCAAUUGUGCUGCGAACCAAAUCCAAUUAAUGACAAACAAUCACUCAAUUUACCUACUAUUUAAAUAUUUUGUUUUACCAUUUACCAUUAAUUGCUAAGUGUUAUGGCCUAUCGUUAAGUUUUAGACCCACACGACCCCAAAAACAAUUGUUCGAGACCCUUCGAAAUUAUUUAUACACCCACACUUAUGAAUACCCAACGCAACUAAGUUAAUUACUAUUUAUUAAUAUUUAUCUAUGUAAGUCCCUGCCCAACCCAAUCGAGACUUUUUGAAAAGCGCGCCAAGGCAAAAGGGUUGCGAAUAAUCAAAGCAGUUAAACUAUUACUAUACUGUGCUACUAGGCAAAAGAAAAGAAUCCAACGCGUACAUAUAUCACAUGAUGGAUGUAAACUAGCAAAUAAACAGCGUUAUAUUCAAGCAGACAUCAAGUCUAUACCAUAAACAGCAAAUACAUAUUUACAUUGAAUGUGGUUAAAAAA
Messenger RNA from Drosophila ananassae, 3311 nucleotides. It is a transcript of the gene Rab26, whose product is annotated as ras-related protein Rab-26. The transcript has 6 exons. Gene Ontology annotation, molecular function: GTPase activity; GTP binding. The record is from RefSeq and is a predicted model, not a curated record. NCBI's taxonomy places the organism in Eukaryota, Metazoa, Arthropoda, Insecta, Diptera, Drosophilidae. Gene Ontology annotation, cellular component: endosome; Golgi apparatus. Bases 1126 to 2292 code for a protein of 388 amino acids.